Populus euphratica (Euphrates poplar) is the source of this 857-nucleotide messenger RNA. RefSeq lists its product as uncharacterized. Lineage: Eukaryota; Viridiplantae; Streptophyta; Magnoliopsida; Malpighiales; Salicaceae. The record is from RefSeq and is a predicted model, not a curated record. The transcript has 2 exons. The coding region runs from base 238 to 732 and encodes 164 amino acids.
AUCCCAUCACCUUUUCAUUGUUUUGAUUCCUCAGCAGCCUCUUCUUCUUCUCUCUUUUGAAGUUACUUCUGCUCUUGAACUUGGUUAGUUUAAGUCACCCGAUUCAGGCUGGACACGUUUCUUACAAACCACUUACAUGUAAUGAGUACUGCUUUGAUCACCAUUAACUCAGUAAAUAUUCUGUCACCGAUCGUUUGAGUCUCAAUCACGAUCACAGCCGUUGAUCAAGGAGGAGAAAUGGAAAAAUCUACGGCUUUCAGGGAAGCUUACCUCAACGGGAAUCACCAUCAUUCCUUUUCUUCUUCCUCUGCUUCUCAUAGACAUGUUAGCUACAGCUGCGGUAUCUGCGGGUAUGAGUUGAACUUGAGCUCCUCCAAUCGAAACACGUCAACAAUUGGCUCUAAAUAUGGGAAAUCCAUAAAGCGGGGGAAAAUCUCAUUCUUCUUGAUCGAUGAGAGUAGAUUUACUCAGGUUGAUGAAUUCCAAUGCUUUCCCUUCUUUUCAAAAAACUCCCUUGGUUUGUUCCGCCAGAGAACUGCACUUCUUUGCCGCAAGUGUGGUAAUCACAUUGGAAUUGCUUAUGCUGAUGAAGCUUCAGCUUAUCCACUUGUAGCAGACGGAUCUGACUCUUCCUCAGUCAGUGAAGUUUUCAAACGUCGAAAAUAUGAUGUUAAAAUCCGUGCCUUGCAGCCUUCUUCUGCCGAGCAGUUUAGCAUUCCACUUUACACCUGAUGUAUUGGAGCAAGCCUCUUCAUGUUUUAUGUCAAUCAAAUGAUGUCAAUUAGACGUCAAAAACUAUGCCAGAGGUUUUCCUGUGACACUUUCAUGUAUAUACGUUUGAGUGCUCCUUUAAUGUU